AUGGAGCAGCCUCAAGACCCAGAGGUUCUGAACCACAUGUACCAGCUGUCAAAAAGGUUAGAAGAGCAGAGGUUCAGAGAUACAGAAUCAACCCGGAAACCUCCUCCUUCACUCAGCUACCAGAAACCUCAUCCUUCACUCAGCUACCGGAAACCUCCUCCUUCACUCACCUACCGGAAACCUCCUCCUUCACUCAGCUACCGGAAACCUCCUUCACUCAGCUACCGGAAACCUCCUCCUUCACUCAGCUACUGGAAACCUCCUCCUUCACUCAGCUACCGGAAAUCUCCUCCUCCACUCAGCUACCGGAAACCUCCUCCUCCACUCAGCUACCGGAAACCUCCUCCUUCACUCAGCUACCGGAAAUCUCCUCCUCCACUCAGCUACCGGAAACCUCCUCCUUCACUCAGCUACCGGAAACCUCCUUCUUCACUCAGCUACCGGAAACCUCCUCCUUCACUCAGCUACCGGAAACCUCCUUCUUCACUCAGCUACCGGAAACUUCCUCCUUCACUCAGCUACCGGAAACCUCCUCCUUCACUCAGCUACCGGAAACUUCCUUCUUAA
This is a messenger RNA of Macrosteles quadrilineatus (aster leafhopper), 567 nucleotides long. RefSeq lists its product as uncharacterized. The coding region runs from base 1 to 567 and encodes 188 amino acids. The record is from RefSeq and is a predicted model, not a curated record. Lineage: Eukaryota; Metazoa; Arthropoda; Insecta; Hemiptera; Cicadellidae. The transcript has 3 exons.